This is a messenger RNA of Columba livia (rock pigeon), 3876 nucleotides long. RefSeq names its product signal transducer and activator of transcription 3 (gene STAT3). The record is from RefSeq and is a predicted model, not a curated record. Gene Ontology annotation, molecular function: DNA-binding transcription factor activity, RNA polymerase II-specific; RNA polymerase II cis-regulatory region sequence-specific DNA binding. Gene Ontology annotation, biological process: defense response; response to peptide hormone; leptin-mediated signaling pathway. The transcript has 24 exons. Lineage: Eukaryota; Metazoa; Chordata; Aves; Columbiformes; Columbidae. The coding region runs from base 168 to 2483 and encodes 771 amino acids.
CGGAAGCGCUGCUUCGCCAUUGGCUGCUCUCGGCGUGACGUGGCGGGGCGGGGCCGCGCGGGCAGCAGGUUUCUCGUCACUCGGGCAGGACCGGCCGCGAUCGCCGCCGGCACCGGGAGCCGCCGCCCCGCCCCGCCCGGGACCGCCGGUCUCCGGAGCUGGCCAGGAUGGCGCAGUGGAACCAGCUGCAGCAGCUCGACACGCGGUACCUGGAGCAGCUCCACCAGCUCUACAGCGACAGCUUCCCCAUGGAGCUGCGGCAGUUCCUGGCCCCAUGGAUUGAGAGCCAGGACUGGGCCUACGCUGCCAGCAAGGAGUCCCACGCCACGCUGGUGUUCCACAACCUGCUGGGAGAGAUCGACCAGCAGUACAGCCGCUUUCUGCAGGAGUCCAAUGUCUUGUACCAGCACAACCUGCGCCGCAUCAAGCAGUUCCUGCAGAGCAGGUACUUGGAGAAGCCGAUGGAAAUAGCCCGCAUCGUGGCUCGCUGCCUGUGGGAAGAGUCGCGGCUCCUCCAGACGGCUGCUACCGCAGCCCAGCAAGGGGGACAGGCAACACAUCCAACAGCAGCUGUGGUGACGGAAAAGCAGCAGAUGCUGGAGCAGCAUCUGCAGGAUGUGAGGAAGAGGGUGCAGGAUCUGGAGCAGAAGAUGAAAGUGGUGGAGAAUCUCCAGGAUGACUUUGAUUUUAACUACAAGACUUUGAAAAGCCAAGGAGACAUGCAGGAUCUGAAUGGAAACAACCAGUCAGUGACCCGGCAGAAAAUGCAGCAGCUGGAGCAGAUGCUGACGGCGCUGGACCAAAUGCGAAGGGGGAUUGUGAGCGAGCUGGCUGGGCUGCUCUCAGCCAUGGAGUACGUGCAGAAGAUGCUGGCAGACGAGGAGCUGGCAGACUGGAAGAGACGGCAACAGAUCGCCUGCAUUGGCGGCCCACCCAAUAUCUGCUUAGACCGGCUGGAGAACUGGAUAACCUCUCUUGCCGAAUCGCAGCUACAGACCCGGCAGCAGAUCAAGAAAUUGGAAGAACUGCAGCAAAAAGUGUCCUACAAGGGUGACCCCAUUGUCCAACACCGGCCCAUGCUGGAGGAGCGGAUCGUGGAGCUGUUCAGGAACCUGAUGAAGAGCGCUUUUGUCGUGGAGAGGCAGCCCUGCAUGCCCAUGCACCCCGACCGGCCCCUGGUCAUCAAAACCGGUGUGCAGUUCACCACCAAAGUCAGGUUGUUGGUCAAGUUUCCAGAGCUGAAUUAUCAGCUGAAAAUUAAAGUCUGCAUUGACAAGGACUCUGGGGAUGUUGCAGCACUUCGGGGGUCGCGGAAGUUUAACAUCCUGGGGACGAACACGAAGGUCAUGAACAUGGAAGAGUCCAACAACGGGAGCCUCUCAGCGGAGUUCAAGCACCUGACCCUGCGGGAGCAGCGCUGCGGUAAUGGAGGCAGAGCCAACUGUGAUGCCUCGCUGAUAGUCACCGAGGAGCUGCAUCUCAUCACCUUUGAGACAGAGGUGUAUCACCAGGGGCUGAAGAUUGACCUGGAGACGCACUCGCUGCCUGUGGUGGUCAUCUCCAACAUCUGCCAGAUGCCCAACGCCUGGGCGUCCAUCCUGUGGUACAACAUGCUGACCAACAACCCCAAGAACGUGAACUUCUUCACCAAGCCCCCCAUUGGGACCUGGGACCAGGUGGCAGAGGUGCUGAGCUGGCAGUUCUCCUCCACCACGAAACGUGGCCUCAGCAUCGAGCAGCUGACAACGCUGGCAGAAAAACUUCUGGGGCCUGGUGUGAAUUACUCCGGCUGUCAGAUCACUUGGGCCAAGUUCUGCAAGGAGAACAUGGCUGGCAAAGGUUUCUCUUUCUGGGUCUGGCUGGACAACAUCAUUGACCUGGUGAAAAAGUACAUCCUGGCGCUGUGGAACGAAGGGUACAUCAUGGGGUUCAUCAGCAAGGAGCGGGAACGAGCCAUCCUGAGCACCAAACCACCGGGAACCUUCCUGCUGCGCUUCAGUGAGAGCAGCAAGGAAGGCGGCAUCACCUUCACGUGGGUGGAGAAGGACAUUAGUGGGAAGACCCAGAUCCAGUCUGUGGAACCUUACACCAAGCAGCAGCUGAACAACAUGUCAUUCGCCGAGAUCAUCAUGGGCUACAAAAUCAUGGAUGCCACCAACAUCCUGGUGUCCCCCCUGGUGUACCUGUACCCGGACAUCCCCAAGGAGGAGGCGUUUGGGAAGUACUGCCGCUCCGAGAGCCAGGAGCACUCGGAAGCCACCGACUCAGGUAGUGCUGCUCCAUAUCUGAAGACCAAAUUCAUCUGUGUCACCCCCACCUCCUUCAGCAACACCAUCGACCUGCCCAUGUCCCCGCGCACCCUGGACUCGCUCAUGCAGUUUGGCAACAGCAGCGAGGGAGCGGAGGCCAACGCUGGGGGGCAGUUUGAGUCGCUGACGUUUGACAUGGAGAUGACCCCCGAGUGCGCUUCUUCACCCAUGUGAGCUGCUGCCCCAGCGCUCGCAGGGCCCCCCCAGGACUCGGAGUUCCCACCUCCACUGACCCCCCCCAGUCUCACUCUGCUCGGUCACGGCUGUUCUGGCUGUUCCUCGGGAGGAGCUGGGGACUGAGGUCCUUGUCACCAAUUCCUUGUUUGACCCAGACGUCUCUUUGGGUGGGAGGGGGGACUGAACCUUUUUCUAUUUCCUUCCAUAACAGAUUUUUAUGAUUAUUUUGCUCAUUCAAGUGCCUAUUAGCCUCCGAUCGUCGUUACAAAUGCUUCUGCAGCCCCAGCCCCGCUGUCAAAAGCUGUUUUUCUGACUGCCAGAGUCCAAAAGCUCUUGGAGAUCUUAGGAGCCUGGAUUCACCUCCAGGCUCCGGAGAGGGGAUCGGCCGGUCCUGCCCUCCCCACGGGUUACCCGCUGCGGUGGGGUCGGUCCCUGCAGCCCUCCCAAAGCUCAUGCAGGUCUCUCCUCUGCGCACUUUUGUCUCCAAAUUUGGUGAGGAGAACCAGCACGGGGCUCGGAGCUUCUGCUGGUCACAGGGAGUUUUGGUGGCCGCCCUGUGUUUGCCACCGACUUCCUGCUCCGGGCACCGGGAUCCGGCUGGCUCCAGCAGCCCCGGCGCUGCUGCUGGGACAACUGGUUUCCCCGCAGUGCAGAGGCUGCCCUGGGGCAGGGACGUGUCCCAACACCAGCGCGGGCUUGUGAACAUGCAGCGCGUGCACCUGGGGUCUGUUUUUGGGACCUGGGUGUGAACACAGAGGCUGCUCUGACCGUGGCUCUGCCCGUGGCCGGAUCGCAGCUGUGUUCCCCUUGCCGUGCCGAAUUAGAGCUGCUGGACCACCGGGGGAGGGUGGGGGGCUGCAGGACCCAACGCGACCAGCAGCGGGUGGCCUGGCCUGGCCCUUUUCCCUCCCAUGGGGCUUCUGAUGUCCCGGGCAGUGGGUUUGCAGCUUCUUGGGGGCUUCAUGUGGCAUUUUUGUUGAAGGUCGGUCGUCGCUGUUAAGGUAGGAGGUGGCAAGAGUUGAAGGGAGCAGGAUGGAUGUAGAGAGAGGGCGUUACGAAGGGCGAGUUUCCUUGCUCGGGGGGUCGAGGAAAGGUGGAUGCUGUGCUGGCCGGUGCUUGUGGGUCUGUGUUUACCCUCCUGCCCUUUCCACGCAGUGGGUGUGCACGGGACAGGGAGAGGCAGGGCGGACAGCAUGGCCCUUGGAAGCUGGGAUGUGCUCAGAGGGGAUGGGGACCGUGCCCCUCGCUCGCCCCCGCGCAGCCCCGUCCAGCUGCAGUCGCCGUAGCCCCGGGCAGCAUUCGAUACUGUAAAAAAGUUUUAUUUUUUUGUAUAUUUUAUUGCUGUAUCUACAGGCUUUAAACUUUCUCCGAAAUAAAGGCUCUGAAGCGA